GCCCGCUCCGGCCCGGCCCGGCCAUGGUGCUGUCGCGGGCUGAGCGCUGCCUCGUGCUGCUCCUACGGCUGCUGUCACGCGCCCUCCUGGCGCUGCUGGCCCUGGCGGCGCGAGCCUCCUCCGCGCUGGCCCCCGCCCGCCCCCGCCCGCCGGGUCCCACCCUCCCCGCGCCGCCGCCGCCGGACGAGCUGUUGCUGCUGGUGCCGGCAGUGCAGCUGGCGCGGCGCAUCCGCUGCCGGCAGGUGAAAUGCGUUGAUGUUAUUCAAGCUUACAUCCAGAGGAUCAAGGAAGUCAACCCUUUUAUCAAUGCAGUUGUCAAGGACAGAUUUGAGGAAGCCCUACAGGAGGCCCAGCAGGUUGACAAACUGCUCUCAGAGGGUGUUGGAGAUGAAGACUUCCUGCAGGAAAAAUUUCCCUUCCUGGGAGUUCCUUUCACCGUCAAGGAGGCCUUCGCAUUGCACGGGAUGCCAAAUACUUCUGGCCUGAUUAGUCGUCGCAACUUGAUCUGCACAUCAGAUGCAAUAGUGGUGUCCCGGUUAAAGCAAGCUGGUGCAAUCCCGCUGGGGGUGACCAACUGCAGUGAGCUGUGCAUGUGGUAUGAGUCUAGCAACAAAGUCUACGGCAGAACCAACAAUCCAUACGACUUGCAAAGGAUUGUGGGUGGUAGUUCAGGUGGUGAAGGCUGUGUCCUGGCAGCUGCCUGCUCUGUAAUUGGUGUGGGCUCAGAUAUUGGUGGUAGCAUUCGGAUGCCUGCCUUCUUUAAUGGAGUCUUUGGACAUAAACCCACCACAGGGGUUGUCCCCAAUGAUGGUCAGUUCCCCAAUGCCCGAGGGGUGCGGAUUGACUUCUUGUGCACAGGUCCCAUGUGUCGCUAUGCUGAGGACCUAGAGCCUAUGUUGAGGGUCAUGGCUGGGCCUGGAGUUGAAAAGCUGAAGCUGGAUGAAAAGGUGGCUCUGGAGAAAAUAAAGUUCUACUGCAUGGAACAUGAUGGAGGAUCAGUUUUUGUGUCCCCUGUAGACAAGGAAAUUCUUCAGGCCCAGAGAAAGGUGGUGGAGUACCUGGAGGCUCAGCUGGGAGUCCAAGUUCAACACGUGUCAAUCCACCGCAUGAAAUAUUCAUUCCAGAUCUGGUCUGCUAUGAUGUCUUCCAAGGGCAGUGAUGGUCAGGAAGCACAGAUGUUCACAGACCUUCUUGGGGAUCAUGGGAAACCUGUAUGGCCAUCAUGGGAGCUACUGAAAUGGUUCCUGGGGAUGUCAUCACACACACUCCCUGCGAUUGCCCUGGGAUUGACUGAGAAGUUGAUGAAACUCAGCCCUGCUGCAAUGGCCAAGCUGGUGAACAUGGGACAGAGCCUCCGGACUGAGAUGGAGGACUUACUAGGAGCCAGUGGGUUGCUAUUGUACCCUUCACAUCCUAUAGUGGCUCCCAAGCAUCAUUUCCCCUUGGGGAUGCCCUUCAACUUUGCCUACACAGCUAUUUUCAAUGUCUUGGGCUUGCCUGUGACCCAGUGCCCCCUGGGCUUGAGCACUGAGGGUCUUCCCUUGGGAAUCCAGGUGGUGGCUGGACCCUUCAAUGACCAUCUAACAUUGGCUCUGGCUCAAUACUUGGAGAAGGCUUUUGGUGGUUGGGUUUGCCCUGGAAAAACAUAAUGCUGCAUUCAUAAGAUCCCAAGAUGGCAGGAAGAUGAAGAUAAUCUGAUUCACAAAAGCUGACAAUAGGUAUUAGUGCCUAUUGAGAUCAGGACAGGAGCAACUCUCUUCUGCACAGCCCAAACACCUUCCCAGGGUAGCUUGGGCAGGGCAAGCCAGCCAGGCCUCAAGUUUUCAUUCCCAUGAAUCAGUGGCAAGAUGCUACAGUUGAAGCUGUACGCUUAUGAUCUCAUGUUUCCAACUGGAACUUUCUCUUCUCCCUGCAUCCCAUGACAUGAGAGUGGGAGAGAAAAACCCCUUCCACUUUUCUUUCAUUAGAAACCCCAUAACUCCCAUGAAUUCUGAACAGAACACUUAGCACCUUGUUGGGGGAAGAGAUCACAUUUCUCUAGUCUGGGUGGGGCACUGAGACCACUACUUUCAAUAAAUUUCUUUUUCUGUAACAGUCGCUGCUUUAGAGAAAAAGAAAAGUGAUAGAGGGCAGGCUGGGGGAUAGGCAUGAAAGGAUUAUUUCUGGGAGUUUUGAGCACUGCUAUCCCUGGAAGUUAUUCUCUAAGCAUAUAAAUGCCAUGUUUAUAGAGGUGGACUCCUGUCUUCUAGAACAUCUUAGCCAUAUGUCACAGGCCAGAUGGGCACUCUGAGUGUGUCAAUUUUAUCACAGGCCAACUGGGCUGUUUGAUUCAGUUUUGGAUCGAGGAGGCAAAGUUGGGAGUGGAAUAAAGGCAAAUUUAUUAUAGCUUACACACACACAACAGUUAACAGAAAGAUAAAUGUGAUAAGCAGAUAAGACAGUAUAAAAGAGCUAAUAGUAAAUAAUAACAACAGAUAAUAACAGAUAGAUAGAUCAAUCUGUCACAGGCCAACUGGGCACUGCGAGGGUAUUAGCCACACUGGGCUGUUCAAAACAACAAAUAGACAGACAUGGGUUGGCAACUUAUCGAUAGUCCCUCAAUGCCAGGUGCAUGCUAAGUGAUUCCAGCGAAGUCAAGCAUCCCUGAUGAUCGACGCUGUCAGAGGGAUUACCGGGAAAGGUCCCUUGAUCAGGAUCUGAUCCUCACUCACACCGGGAGUCUGGGGUCCGGCGUGGAACAGAAAUGACCGUUCUGUUCCCUCCUUCCUGCUGGUUACCUGAUGCAUGUGUUUUUUUAUACCUAGUCUUAUGUUAAUCUGUUGACCUCAGGGCCACUCACAAUGUUGCCCUAUAGCUGUUACCCUAUGGGAUUGAAAGGUGUUAAAAUUAUCAUAAAAGGUUACUACCCAGACUCAGGUUUAUCCAAUAAGCAAAUUAUGAUGCAGCACCUUUAGGUCUGAAAUUGACAUCACUCCGCCUAAAUUCCAACCCCUUUUAGGCUUCAUUUGAAUAUGCUUUCUUGGGAUAUGCUUUCCUGGAAUGUGUUGGGUGUGCCAAGCAGUUAGAUCCAGUUUUUAUCACUGAGGCUGAACCCUGAGCGAAAAACUGUUAGGCCAGCUAAUCUCACAGCUACAGCUUUGCCUAUGGGGCCCAGUCAGUUCUACGAACAGUUAAUUUAUCAUUUUGGAUAAACUUAUGACAGACAAGUUAUAGCUGCAGUUUACAGACUUACAAGCUUAUAUUAACUAAUAUUACCUGUUUAGGCAAAAUACCAAAUGCCUCCAAGAAGCACAUAUUAUUGCUUAUUAAUCCCUCUGGUUGUGGCUGUCACAGUCCACCCCUUGCUUCUUUGGAGCAUUUGGUAAAGCCUACAAAUAUGAUUUCUGCCAGGUGUUGUAUACAUGGUUGGCAGAAGCAACAACAUUUACUUUGGCAUAGGUUUUGGACUUAAUUUUAUAACAGCAACAUUUAAAGAUUAUAUUGAAUAAUAUGAUUCCUGUGACUAAACUUACUACUACUACAAACCAAGGAAAAGGAGCACCUUUAGUAAAGGUGUACAUUUGCACAGUACAGACCACUUCAUACCAUUUACACAGCAGGGGAAUAUUAGUAGCACAUUUAAUAAUUCUCCCUCCCCCUUGAGCUAUGAGGGCAAGUUGUUUUCCUUUUUGGGCAUCUUCAAACAAACCUUUAAUGUAGGUCACUACUUCACCCCAUCCCUUUAAGCUGGGGCAUGUCUAUAUCUUUCACCCAGGAUUUUGGAAGACUUAGGUUAAGGGUGACACUUUCUAAUUGGGUUUUUGGCCACAUUAAGGUGGUUUCCUGGUCAUGGACAUAUAGGGUAGCUAAUGCCCCUUGGAAAUCUUGAGCCUCUGCACAACAGCUGGUUCAGGAGGUCCAAAAUGUGCUGUUAGGAUGAUAUAAGCAGCCAGGACCUUCCCAGCAAACUUGUUGGGCUAGGGUAAUAUAGGGAGUUGCUGGUAGGGGUGUCGCACAAACCAUGUUGGGGGGACUAUUGGGCCACCCUCUCCAUAAAGUUCCCAAGCCUAUUAGAAUGCCAUUUACAGGGUACACCGGGGAUUGGGCCAAAUACUUGGAACCUUCGGGGGUUACAAUUUCCCAAAUGGGACAGUGUAAAUCCCAGUCCCACAUGCACCCACCUCCUAGUCCUGUUGUCAAGAGGUGAGCGGUGGACCAUGUGCUAUUUGCUACCCCGUGUACGAUGAAAAAGCAUUUUGUCUUGCUGCACCCCUCCCAGCAUGUGCUCCAUGUGUCUCAGUAAACUAACUGUUGGGCUAAAGCUGGGGGUAGUCCGUGGUGCUCUAAGCCAGAAGGUCAUUCUUUAUGUCUGAGAUCACUCAUAACCUUCAUUUUUCCCAGGUAAAGUGAAAGCUGCACUUGGGCAAAAGCAGUGCUCCAGGUUUGAUUAGCAUCGGCUUGGAAGGCUGCAUGCAUCAAAAGGUGACUUAUUUGUGCUGCUUUUCGGCCAAUGAUUGCCACUAACUCAUCAGUGUAUUCUAAAGCCAUGUUAUCAAUCGUACCUCCCUUAGUGAGAAAACCUAUGGCUCGCCGUAUAUCCAUGAUUCCUUGGGUAUUUUUCUGGGAUUUAUCUAUGUUCCAAACUCCCGUGGCUGAAUUGAGCCCAUUCCACACAUGGUCUAGGGUAUCCCUCUUUUUCCGGGUGAUUAGAGGCUGAGCUGCGGGUUGGAAAACAGUUGGCCAGGCCCAGUGCAGCAUAUUUUCUGCCAACCGAGUGCCAGCAGAGCAGUUAGGAAAUGCUGUUCUGAUAAACCAUUGCUUGGGGUUAAAUGUGAUACGGGCAUUGAACGAGGAAGCAUUAAGGAGGACCAGAGCCUUGGUUUGGGACCUCCACCAGCGAGUGACGUUAGAUAAGCGAGGUAGCAGAUACAGCUGUGGUAGCUUCUUUUGGAUUAGCAACGUACAUCCCUGCUUAAUGCAAAAAACGGCUAGGGGUUCUCCUGUUCCGGUGUUUAACUAUCUUCCUUCUUCCUCUUGGGAUUGGUAAGUCUCCCAGUCGGGUUGGUCGAAGGAGCACAUUCGCUUGGGUGUGUCCCCAUCUGUAUACUUAAAUGCACGCUGCCCAGGUACAACUAUGGCUUUGGUUUCUUGCAGAAAUAAUUCUGGCACAGUGCCCCCACCAUGGGCUUGGCCAGUUGUUCUGGGUUGACCAGGGCUGCGCCCUGCAGAUUUUCCCAGACUGAUUGGCGAUAUGCAGUUAUUGUAUAUUCAAUUCCGUGAGCGAUCCCUCCUUCAUCCAUGUGGCUGAACCACAAAAUACCCGGAACGUGGGACGUGUUGGCCUCCCAUUCCGUGGACCACCAGUUGAGAGCAUAAGAGCCAUUUUUAAACCAGCACAGUACCUUGCUGUAUCUGGAGGACCGGUGUAUUUGGUGAGCUGUACACCAUUGUGCCAAAGUGUCAUCGGGCAGGGGAAUUGCUGGAGCUAUCGUCUCCCAUGAGGGUGGGGUUGAAGGUUUCAGUUGCCUCCUUGGGCUCCAGGUGGUUGUAGAAUUUUGAACUGCAGGUGGGAUUGCGGCAGUGGUCAUGUCGGGACCCAGGGUGGGCAGCACACCUGCAGGCAAAACAUAACGGCACCAGGGCCAUUGGAAGAAACCACAACAAUCUCCCCCUGUCCCACACUUGUUUUUCCUGAUCCUGGCAUAUGGGAGGAAACCAAGCAAACCACUCUGUCCCACAGUAACAUUGACAGAUUCCCCCUUGCCAGUCCACAAUCCAUCGUCAGCGACUGAAAGGCCAGUUUCGCACUUCUUUGAUCAUGGCUGGGUGUUCCCAGUAUCCCUGCGUGUCUGAGGCUUUGGCAGUGGGUGUGAUCCAGGGCGCGGGAACAUGUGAAUGCCCCACAGUAAUCAAACAGUAGCAAACGACCAGCAGUCCCAUCAUAAUGGCAUUCCACCCCUUCAUUAUUAGGUGAGGGUGGUGGCGUCACUGGAGCAGGGUGAUGAUUUCAGGCCACCUCAUAGAUUGGCCAAAUGCAGUGCCUGCAGCCUGGCAGUGCUACCUCUUGGACUCAGUGCACUGUCAUACACUGACAAUUGAAGCAUGGACAUUUGUCCUCCAGGUUGCUUGCUGUGAAGCUGAUCUUAUUUGGUUAGGAGAGAAACACCUAAGUGAGAUCUGUUUUGGUGGGGUUCACUUGUACCAGUGGAGCACUUAGAGAGGUUUUUCAUGGUGGCUUGAGGCAGCUACAGCAUCUUCCUCCCCAGCCCUUCCUUCCUCUUCCACUGCAGCCAGCCAGUAAUUGUGGCUAAGGUGCUGAAACAACUUCCCCUCUCCCUCCUUCAAAAAAUGAAUACUGGUGGAGAUAAGUAUUUUUCCAUCUUUUGUCUGCCAUUUGGCUGUAGGCCUUAAUUCCAUGUGGCCCCCAAGUGGGUGCUCACAAGCACUGUGGGCCAUCAGCCAUUUCCUUUGGGCAAUGAUGAAUGUUUAUAAAAUGUAAAUAAAAUAUUAAAAAAAAAUCUAUCCAUCCAGUUCA
Alligator mississippiensis (American alligator) is the source of this 6514-nucleotide messenger RNA. RefSeq names its product fatty acid amide hydrolase 2 (gene FAAH2). Lineage: Eukaryota; Metazoa; Chordata; Crocodylia; Alligatoridae. Bases 24 to 1649 code for a protein of 541 amino acids. The record is from RefSeq and is a predicted model, not a curated record. The transcript is spliced from 11 exons.